Messenger RNA from Aureobasidium melanogenum CBS 110374, 366 nucleotides. RefSeq lists its product as uncharacterized. Gene Ontology annotation, biological process: protein polyubiquitination. The record is from RefSeq and is a predicted model, not a curated record. NCBI's taxonomy places the organism in Eukaryota, Fungi, Ascomycota, Dothideomycetes, Dothideales, Saccotheciaceae. The annotation marks the transcript as partial. Gene Ontology annotation, molecular function: metal ion binding; ubiquitin protein ligase activity. The transcript has 2 exons.
AUGGUUUCAGACACGUCGCAUGUGCCAUGCAAGUUCUAUCCAUUUGGCACCUGUCAAGCCGGCGCGGCCUGUCAAUUCUCUCACGACAUGGACCCCAUGACGCAGAAUGCGCCUUGCAAAUACUUUGCCAAGGGCAGCUGUAGAUUCGGCCAAGGAUGCGCCCUCGCACAUAUCCUUCCUGAUGGUCGAGUCAUCAACAGGCCCCCUCGCGGCGGCCAGCCUUUCAACUACGGCCGCCGUGGCCCUCAACCCUACGCUCCCGCUCCACCAUCAUUGCUCACCAUGCAAGCCAAUGAUUUGGCAUCGCAGCAACAACAGCAGCAGCCGCAAGAGAUGGGAUACUCAAAGCAAGAAGAUGUGCCAAAC